Molecule: messenger RNA, 2839 nt
Organism: Protopterus annectens (West African lungfish)
Lineage: Eukaryota; Metazoa; Chordata; Ceratodontiformes; Protopteridae
Gene: WNT10B
Product: Wnt family member 10B
Exons: 4
Coding region: 950-2119 (389 amino acids)
Biological process (GO): neuron differentiation; multicellular organism development; cell fate commitment
Cellular component (GO): extracellular region
Molecular function (GO): frizzled binding; cytokine activity
Source: RefSeq, a predicted model, not a curated record
AGCAUCAGACAGUCCAUCCCUGACCGGGCUAAAUGGUUGUCAGUGACGUUGCUGCUAGAAUGUGAAAACUAAACCUGACUCAACAGCGACUUCAGACAGGGAAAGUGAGAGAGCAGAAGAUAGAAUAUACAGAGGGAAUGAAAACAGAUCAAAGGCAUAACACAGCAAACACCUGAGUGGGAAACACUGAAAGGGAAAAAGUAAAACAUUGUCUUGCAAGUUUCAGCAGGGAAAGAAAGGGAAUUACCUCAGUCUUUUUCAGUAACAAGGAAAGAAGUGCUGGGACCAAAAAGAAUUCUACCACAAAAAAAAGAAAGUAACAAACAAAAGAAAAAGAUUAAGGACAAAUUAUAAAAUCCCUUUUGGGAAGAAGAACUUCUGCCAAAUUUUGAAAUAGCAUUGCUUAAGAGAGUCAGACAAGAAUCACGCAUACCGUUUAUAAAGAAAAAUAGAACAAAAUCAAAGGGAUUUCAGGGGAUUACAAGACUCAGAAAAGGAAAGUGAGAAGUAAACAUACAAGGGAUAACUCUACAUGCCCUAACAAUGCCGUAAAGAGUGCAAAGGAGUGCUCACAGUGUAGUUUCAGAAGAAUGGGAUAGAAACUGCAGAAAAUGCAGUGAGACAGAAAAUACAGCAUAUCUGUGGAUUUUAGAGGCAAUAAAAAAUGAAAAGGUCAAAGUAAAGGAAUAUGACACUGAAGCUGCCUGAUUAUUGAUUUACAUCCAUAUUUUUCUACAUUUUGAUUUAAUGUUUGUUAAGUCUUUUGCAUAAAUAAAAUCAAAACCUUUCUGAAUCUAUGGAAAGGGGUUUCAGUGGAAAUGAGUGAUGUUAACAGCAUGCAGCCUGGAUACACAGUUCUCUUGCUGGAGAUUUUCCUGACUUGCCUCUGUCACCAUCACUGCAGAUCCUACCAAAUAAUUUUAUAUGGGAUCGGAAAGGCUUAUUGAACAUGACUGAUUUCCAGAGUGUGUGGUAUGUGACUCUGCCAGCAACUCUCGCAUUCUUACUCUGCAGAGUUGUGUGCAAUGACAUUUUGGGAUUAAAGCUACCAAGUGAUCCAGUCCUGACCCCAAAUACAGUCUGCCUGACACUCCCAGGUCUCAGCAAACGCCAGCUUGGCCUCUGUGUCCGCAGUCCUGACGUCACAGCUUCUGCACUUCAAGGAAUCCAGAUUGCUAUCCACGAGUGCCAGCAUCAGCUUCGGGACCAGCGGUGGAACUGCUCCACACUUGAAACUGCUGGAAAAUUACCCCACGACAGUGUGAUCUUAAAACGAGGUUUCAGAGAAAGUGCUUUCACUUUUUCCAUGCUUGCCGCUGGUGUUGCACACUCAGUUGCCACAGCCUGCAGCUUAGGGAAAUUGAAAGGCUGUACCUGUGACAGGAAACGGCGAGUAGAUGACCAUAUCCGCCUGAAAUUAAACCAGCUGCAAGCCCAAGCUCUGGCAAGGACUAAAGGAACUGUGCAGAGUCACAUUCCUGCUCAGGUAAUCAAGGCUCAGGAACAGGUAUCCAGCCUGCAGGAAACCUGGGAAUGGGGUGACUGCAGCCACAAUAUGGAAUUUGGCGAGAAGUUCUCACGGGAGUUCCUGGAUUCAAGAGAAGCACCUCGAGAUAUUCAUGCAAGAAUGAGAAUUCAUAACAACAGAGUCGGCAGAAAGGCAGUGAUUAACAACAUGAAAAGGAAAUGUAAGUGUCAUGGGACUUCAGGAAGCUGUCAGUUUAAAACCUGUUGGCACGUGACACCAGAGUUUCGUCUGGUCAGUUCAGAAUUAAAGCAGAAGUUUCAAAGUGCUAUCUUCAUAAACUCUCACAAUAAGAACUCAGGAGCAUUUAACACACGACUCAACAAAAAGAGGAUUUCCAAUGAGCUGGUGUACUUUGAGAAGUCUCCAGAUUUCUGUGAGCGAGACUUGAGUGUGGACUCACCUGGGACUGAGGGUAGAAUCUGCAAUAAAACAAGUCAGAAAAUGGACAACUGUGGGACAUUGUGUUGUGGACGAGGACACAACAUUCUUAAACAGACCAGGACUGAGAGGUGCAACUGCCGAUUCCACUGGUGCUGCUAUGUUCUCUGUGAGGAGUGUCAAAUGACUGAAUGGGUUAAUGUAUGUAAAUGACUUUGGAAUCAUGAAUUUCAGCCAUUUUAUAUACUGUGGUCAUCACUUUAAAGAUACAGCUGCAAUGUCAUAAUUCUGGGCCUGCUUUCUACAGUAUUGACAAAACAACGUUUUCUUUUACAGCUAUGAUGUUCAAAUGCUGCUGCCAGCUGGGAGCAGAAUAGCAAAUCUGGGUUUAAAAAUGAAACUAGUGGGCAUAUUACUCAUGUUAACACAAUUCUACUCUGACUGCAUCAUUGCUUAACUCAGUUAACCCCACCAAUUGUGGUAAGGGACAUAAAUCUGAUUCAGAGCAAUGCAGCUGAAUUAAUUUCAAACACAAUGGGACAUAGACAUUGAAGUUUGCUUUAUAUGUGUAUUAUCACUGAUUCAGUUCAUUAACUGUUAUUGCAUAUUCCGGCUGGUAGUUCUUACUCAGGGAAGGGUAGCCUAUUCAUGUGGAUAGGUCUAACCAAGGUUGUGAACAAUCUGUCCCAAAAGUCACUGAGUCAGUUGUAUGUGUACCACCAGGUUUCUUGCACUCAUAAAUGUAUUUGUUUUUUUUUUCUAGACCCUGCACACCUGUGAAGAUACAAGUACAGGUACACCUUUGAGUAGUAGCUUUGCCAAUUGUUGUUCUGACUAGCAAAUCCUGUGUGCAGGUAGGACUGUGUCAUCAUUAUGAAAUGGAACAGUCUGUGUACAUACAUAACAGACAAAUAAAAUCAUUCAUGGACUCUG